AUGACGACGACGACAACCGCCACCACCAUUCCCAUCGUCACCAACCCACAUCCACACACAAAUGAGGACACCAAUAUGUCGGCCAACUACUGGGCAUCUACGCAGUGCAACAACUGGUUGCUCGAUCGACCGCAGCUGGAGCUAGCGAGAAAAGAAGAUCUGAAGUAUGCGACUCGGAUCGAGUGUGCUGCUCUGGGUGUGUUCUUCUCCAACCUCCUCUCCACCAUGUGCAAACGUCUCAACCUCCGGCAGCGCAUCGUCGCAACCUCCAACAUCUUCUUUCGCCGCUUCUUCAGCAAAAACUCCUACUGCGCACUCGACCCGUUCCUCGUCUGCGCUACGUGCGUCUACGUAGCGGCCAAAGUGGAGGAAUCGCCUAUCCACAUCAAGUCGGCGGUGGCUGAAGCAACACGAACGUUUCAAGAGGUCGGGUUCAGGAGUCUGCCGAGCGAAAACUCGAGCUUAGCAGAGAUGGAGUUCUACUUGGUGGAAGAGAUGGAGUUUGACAUGAUUGUGUACCAUGCGUAUCGGAGCUUGAUCAAGCUGUUUGAGGCGUAUGGGGCUGGGAGGGAUGGCAGCAGUAGCAGCAGCAGCAUUGGUGCUGUAGGAGGGCAGACGAUGGGCUUAGGGUUGGAGAUAGAGGCGUUUGGAGUCGUCAAAGGUCUGGCGGGGGCUGAGGAGCAACAGGCCUCGCUUGGACUGCAGUCAGCGGCUUCCGGUGGUGGAGAGACGGCGCGAUUGGCAGAAUUCGACGAGCAAGUGCUGCAACUGUCGUGGUUCAUUCUCAACGACACGUACAAGACCGACAUCCCGCUCAUGUACCCUCCCUACAUGGUCGCGCUCGCGUCGCUCUGGCUCGCCCUGGGGCUCCACACGCCUUCCUCCGAACGCAUCACGACAUCCAUGCAAAAUGCGCAGCACAAACGACACCAACACCAACAGCAACUCGACCACCUGCUCAACGACCCCACCUCAACCCCUGCCGAUUUGAACACGCUCUACCGCGGCGAAUCGCAAAUGUACGACGCGACAACACCAAGCCAGGAGGCACUGACGUUCUUUGCGAGCCUCAACGUCAAUUUGGCGCUGCUGAGCGAGGUGGUGCAGCAGAUGGUGAGCGGGUAUACGCUGCAGAACCAGGUGAGUGCGUUGGUGGGUGAUGGCGCGGGUAUGGUCAAGUUGUUGGAUCGGAUGCGUGAGGCGAGGCGGCUGGAUCUGGUUGAUAGGGCGAGGGAGAAUGCGGGCACGGGUGCGGUUGCGGUGGAGAAGAGGAGGUUGAAUCGAUAG
Sporisorium graminicola is the source of this 1287-nucleotide messenger RNA. RefSeq lists its product as uncharacterized. The record is from RefSeq and is a predicted model, not a curated record. Gene Ontology annotation, molecular function: cyclin-dependent protein serine/threonine kinase regulator activity. Bases 1 to 1287 code for a protein of 428 amino acids. Gene Ontology annotation, biological process: positive regulation of transcription by RNA polymerase II. Gene Ontology annotation, cellular component: nucleus; mediator complex. Lineage: Eukaryota; Fungi; Basidiomycota; Ustilaginomycetes; Ustilaginales; Ustilaginaceae. The transcript has 3 exons.